CAGAUUGAGUGAGGGGAGAGAGCUUCAAACCAUAAACCCCUCUGCGUCUUCCCCGAUCUCCCUUCUCAGCCUUCCUUUCCGACCAUCGCCGGCGACCACGAGCGUGCUGGAGUUUUACUUUUCCUUCUCCGUUUGUGCGUCUGGAUGGGUGCGUUGGAUCACCUCUCCAAAUCCAGUUUUCUCCUUCAGUACCAUUCUCUUCCUCUUUCCAUCGCCGGUGAGGUUGUGCACGGAGGAGUCUAGUGUUGCUGAGCGCCGUCGGCUUCUUCUUCUUCUUUCUUCGUUGCUGCAGUGACAGAUUUCCCCCUCCCCUGUUCAGCAUCGUGAGCUCUUUCCCUGUCCCGCCAUGAGUAAUCUGAGCUAGGUUCUCUUCUUCAUCGUGCUCUUCAUUCUUCUGGGAAUCCAUAUAAACAGUGAACCAUUCAAGAGAGGCAGUGUCUCCAGUUCCUAUUGGAAGUUUUGAAAAGCUAAGAAGCCACUCAAAUGAUUGAGACACCAAACCGUCUCUAUUAUGUCAAAUCAACUCCAAAAUUUCACCUUCAAGUGGGGGACGUUCUCUUUUCACCAUUUUUAUGAUGCUCUACAUUUGCUAAUUUUAGAGUGCCAUAACAGGUCCCAUUGUGAUUCAGAUCGUGAUUUGAGGUGUGAAUUAGCAAAUUCUGCAAUUAUCUAGCCCCAUUCAACACAACGUGGUUUCCCUCUUUUCGUUAGGUCUUGAUUUAAUUUAUAGUCCCUUUGUCGAAAAUUGAUGUUGAAAAGAUUAAGAGUCAAUGCCCAUUUCUGUAAGAGUAUGCAGGUUUUGUUCAGAAUCCAUUCUUUUGCAAUUUGCUCAACUGCAGUCAAUACACAUGGGAGUAACAAAGUCUUGAAUGAUAAUGGGUCUGACAAUGAGACAGAAUGGGAGAGAUUGCUUAAACCUUUUGAUCUUAAACAGCUCCGAAGGUCUCUUAACCGAAUUAGUCCAGUUCAACUCUGUAAAUUGCUGGAGCUCCCACUUGACAUACCCACGUCAAUGGAGAUAUUCGAAUGGGCUGGUUCUCAGAGUGGUUAUUGUCAUUCCUUUGAUGUAUACUACAUUUUAUUUGACAAGCUUGGUGCAGCUGGGGAGUUUAAAACCAUAGACAGGUUGUUAUUGCAGAUGAACGAAGAAAGAAUUGUCUUUAAAGAAUCACUUUUUCUUUUGAUCAUGAAUUACUAUGGAAUAGCUGGGUUGCCUGGGCAAGCUACAAAGCUUUUGUUGGACAUGAAGAGUGUUUAUUCAUGUGAGCCUACUUUUAGGACAUACAAUGUUGUAUUAGAUAUACUAGUUUCUGGAAAUUGCCCCAGAGUUGCACCGAAUGUUUUCUAUGACAUGUUAAGUAGAGGAAUUUCUCCUACCGUCAGCACGUUUGGAGUGGUGAUGAAAGCAUUUUGCAUGAUUAAUGAGGUGGAUUUAGCUUGCUCACUUCUAAGAGACAUGGCAAAGCAUGGCUGUGUUCCAAAUUCAGUGAUAUACCAGACCUUGAUACAUGCACUUUCCAAAACUAAUAGGGUUAACGAGGCUAUGCAACUUUUAGGGGAGAUGCUCUUGAUGGGCUGUGCGCCAGACGUUCAAACCAUCAAUGAUGUUAUCCAUGGUCUCUGCAGGGCCAAAAGGAUUAAUGAGGCAGAAAAAUUGCUGAAUCGAAUGCUUUUUCGAGGUUUUACUGCUGAUGCAAUAACUUAUGGUGUUCUAAUUCAUGGUUGGUGUAUGAUUGGUCAGGUUGAGGAAGCAAGGGCCUUGCUUAGCAAAAUUCCUAACCCAAAUAAUGUGAUCUAUAAUACAUUAAUUAAUGGAUAUGUCUCAAACGGACGUUUUGAUGAAGCCAUGGACUUGCUGUACAAUAACAUGUUAAUGGCAGGCCAUGCACCUGAUGUCUUCACAUUUAAUAUAUUGAUCCGUGGACAUUGCAAGAAUGGGAAUUUAUUCUCAGCUUGUAAAUGCUUUUAUGAUAUGCGAUCAGUAGGCAUUGAACCUAAUGUUAUUACAUACACUAUAUUAAUCAAUGCUUUCUGCAACGAAGGCCGAUUAGAGGAAGCCAUUAAAGUUGUAAAUGAAAUGUCAGUUAAGGGUCUCAGUUUAAACACGGUGGGACACAAUUGCCUGAUUUCUGCUUUGUUUAAACAUGGGAAGGUGCAAGAAGCUUUACGAGUGUUUGCUGAGAUGUCCAGCAAAGGAUGUAAACCUGACAUAUAUACAUUUAAUUCUGUAAUAUAUGGUCUGUGUGAAGAUAAUAAGCUGGAAGAAGCCUUGCAGUUGUAUCGUGACAUGUUCUUGGAGGGGAUCAUUGCUAACACUGUAACAUAUAACAUAUUGAUUCAUGCAUUUCUUGGGAAAGAUUCAAUUCAGCAAGGGCUCAUUCUUGUUGACGAAAUGCUAUUUAGAGGAUGCCCUUUGGACAAUAUUACCUACAAUGGCCUUAUCAAAGCUUUCUGCAAAGUGGGGGCUAUUGAAAAAGGAUGGAAAUUGUUUGAGGAGAUGCUUGGUAAAGGGAUUUUUCCUAGCAUCAUCUCCUGCAAUAUUUUGAUCAAUGCCUUAUGUAGAACUGGAAAAGUAAAUGAUGCCCUUCUAUUUCUUCGGGAUAUCAUUCAUCGUGGAUUGACACCAGAUAUAGUCACAUAUAACACCCUCAUCAACGGUCUUUGCAGAAUUGGUCGUGUUCAGGAGGCUCUAAACCUUUUUGACAGAUUACAGGAUGAAGGAAUUCAUCCUGAUGCUAUUACAUAUAACACAUUGAUAGGUAGGCACUGCAAGGAGGGUUUGUCUAAUGACGCAUGUUUACUUUUGUAUAAAGGUGUGGAGAAUGGGUUUAUACCUAAUGAGGUCACUUGGAACAUAUUGGUAAACAGUUUUGUAAAAGAAAGUAACAGGGGGAGUAAAGCCUUCUUUUAAUAUGGUAAAUUUCCAAGCUUUUACCUCUUUGAAGACAAUGUCUCAUAUACUGCUCUACAUGCAUUUCCACUUGAUCUCAUCUGAGUUGUCCGUGGGUACGCUGGAUUUUAGCUGACUAGCUGUGGCUGAUAAAUUUGGUUCUACUUAUUAUUCUUGGUGAUCCCGACUGUGUAGUUUAUUACUGUGCAUUAUUAUUAGAAUUUUUUAUUGCUUGUUGACAGAUUACUGGUUUGUGUCUUCUCAUGAAAUUUUUUGGUGGCUGAAACAUAAGCAUUGAUUUCUGCACAUGGAUUAUUGGAGAAGAAGUUUGCUGGCUGGUUUUAAAUGAAAGCCUUAGUGUUUUGCAAUUCUUGCUGUAGGCUUCAGCCUCCAAAUUGUAUUUUAUGUAAAAUAACCUUACAAAUUCAAGGUAAUUAGUUCCUUUAACAAUCUGGAACUUUGUAAAAUUUAUUUCUUUGCUGGCGAAUGAGUUUGCAGAUGUGUACAUAUCGUUAAUAAUGUUAUU
Messenger RNA from Prosopis cineraria, 3416 nucleotides. RefSeq names its product pentatricopeptide repeat-containing protein At5g64320, mitochondrial-like. The record is from RefSeq and is a predicted model, not a curated record. Lineage: Eukaryota; Viridiplantae; Streptophyta; Magnoliopsida; Fabales; Fabaceae. The transcript has 2 exons. The coding region runs from base 749 to 2911 and encodes 720 amino acids. Gene Ontology annotation, molecular function: protein binding.